CCCCCCGCUGCGACGGUGUCUCUGCAUACGCAGCUCGCUAACCUGCCGCCGACAGUACGACCCGACCAUUGAGGAUUCGUACCGGAAGCAAGCCGUGAUCGACAACCAGGCCUGCAUGCUCGAGGUGCUCGACACGGCGGGGCAAGAGGAGUACACGGCGCUACGAGACCAGUGGAUCCGCGACGGCGAGGGCUUCAUCCUGGUCUACAGCAUCUCGUCCCGGUCAUCCUUCACGCGCAUCAGGAGAUUCCACCACCAGAUCCAGAGAGUAAAAGAGUCGGCCGCAUCGUCACCCUCGUACCCAGGCUCGCCCAUCUCGGCGGCCAACCAGUCAGCGCCGGUCCCCAUCAUGCUCGUCGGGAACAAGAGCGACCGCAUCGCGGAGCGGGAGGUCUCGACGCAAGAAGGGCACGCCUUGGCCCGCGAGCUGGGCUGCGAGUUCGUCGAGGCGUCGGCCAAGAACUACAUCAACGUCGACAAGGCAUUCUACGACGUCGUGAGGAUCCUCCGCAGGCAACGGCAAGCCGCCGCCCUGCCCAUGGCCCCCUCGGGUGGGAGCAAGCACGAGUCGAGGAGGACAGAUUCCAGCAUUCAGUCGGAAAAGGGCCGAUACCGACGCGAUCGCGAGCGCCGCCGAGGCUGCGUCAUCCUAUGAGCGGCGAGACCGCCUCUCCCCGCCGCGCUUUUCUUUUCGCCCCGCUUGCCACCUCUACCCUCACAAAACGCCUCUGCGCCAGCUCGGAACUCCUCUCUUCUCCCUGCGCCAAGGGACCAUCCGUUAUAGAGGAGACGGCAACCGUGUCUUAGGCAACGGUGGCGCGGGGAUCUCUCGGCACAAUAAGCACAGUGGCG
Molecule: messenger RNA, 852 nt
Organism: Thermothielavioides terrestris NRRL 8126
Lineage: Eukaryota; Fungi; Ascomycota; Sordariomycetes; Sordariales; Chaetomiaceae
Exons: 1
Coding region: 116-655 (179 amino acids)
Biological process (GO): signal transduction
Cellular component (GO): plasma membrane
Molecular function (GO): GTP binding; GDP binding; GTPase activity
Source: RefSeq, a predicted model, not a curated record